AUGCAAGAGCGGCGGAUCUACGAGGAGAUGCAAGGCGUCGUCCGGCACGAAAGCGAUCGGGUCAUCAACAGCGUCCUCGGAGGCCCACACACUAAGAUACAAGACCCCAUCGUCCGCGAAGUCUGGAAGGGCAUGCGAUGGCGAGGCCAUGUGAAGACCCACGAAUUCAUCCUUGUCCUCCGCGACUACUAUCUGCAGCGGAUCGAUCAGGAAGACGUUGUCAUGUCCAGUGGUGACUCUCCAAUAACAGGCGGUGACGACAAAUGGGCGCUCGAAUGCCUCAACGUCAACUACAUCUCAGCCAUCUCGGAAGCACUUGACGACGAUGGCUCAGGCUUCCUCACCAUCAGUAAAGUUAAUCAAUUCACCUCGUCUCGUCCAGAAGGCUGGAGCUUGCUCCACUGGAUCGCGUUCUGGGCGAAAGGAUGGAGGAUAGUCACGACCCAUUACAAUAACAAGUUGAACGCCCUUGUUGCGGAGAUGUUUGCGCUGAUCCCCCACCUCCGUGUCGAGAACCGCCUGAAGGCGUGCUGGUAUCUUGUGACGGUGUGGCCGGUCCUCGCCCAAGUCCUGGCAACGUUCGACCGCGUCGAAGUGGACAUCGAAGGCGAGCUCUGGGGAAGGUUCCAAGGCUACAUCGAAUCCGAAGAGAAUAGGCUCGAGGAGGGCCUGAAGACCUUUCACUACUUCAUCGAUGCCGCGGACACGGUAACCUUGAUCACUGGACCCGGGAGGAUCGAGCGGUUCUUGAUGCCCCUCUACUACCUCUUGGUCCGUCGGGACCUUGAGAUACUGCGGCUCUGCCAUGAGAAGGUCGUUAUCAACCACAUGGAGCUCUACCGAUCUGCCACCAGUAUAGCGCUCGCCGUGGCGGAGGUUGCGCAAUCUCGGAUUAGGGCCUUAGAAGCUGUUUUUAAGCAACGUAACUUGGACCCAGAAAAGCAAAUGAAAGGCUUCGCAUAUGGGCUGUAUUACGCUACCUACAAGUCUGAACGACUCUGGUCCAUGAAAACCCGGGUGACCUUCAAGGAGCGAGACGCCGGCACAUUCGAGGAAGUCGAGCCUGACCUGAAGGCCUGCCGUGCAUCAGCAAAGUGCGCGACCGUGAUGUACGGCACCACAGGCCCCUGCAGCCACGGACCCUACUGGCACUGGGUGGCACGCUGUGGAACGUUCGUGGCGCGCUGCCAGACGUAG
Trametes versicolor FP-101664 SS1 is the source of this 1197-nucleotide messenger RNA. RefSeq lists its product as uncharacterized. Bases 1 to 1197 code for a protein of 398 amino acids. The transcript is spliced from 9 exons. NCBI's taxonomy places the organism in Eukaryota, Fungi, Basidiomycota, Agaricomycetes, Polyporales, Polyporaceae. The record is from RefSeq and is a predicted model, not a curated record.